AUGCGUGUUGGGCUGCCGGAAGUUGGCGCUGCUGGGCUGUAUGUCCUCCAUGGCUUGGACCUGGGAAAAGUUCCGAAAGCUUCCACGUUCACUCAUCUCCUAGGCUUUUCCGGCGAGUUGCUAUAUCUGCCCACGAAAUUCCCGAGCCUGUUCAAGAGUCAAGAGGAGCAGGAAGCAUAUUGCUCUGCUGUAAAAAUACCCUUUUCAAUUCCCAGGCCCCGUGGGUGCGGGGGACACCUCAAAGGUACUAUACCCUUCUGGUUUCUGAUGAUGGGGAUCAAAAUUUGUUUGACUGCCUGGAGGGCCUUAGUUCAAACCUGGAUGAAGGCGAGGAACUGGUGUAACUCAAGAAGCUUGGGGUUGAACAAGCCUGUCCGAUCUCAUCUCCCUCGGCCUACGCAGCGCCUCCAGUAUGAUCACUGGGGCCAAGGAGGGAAUUUAGGUUUGGCUACGGUGCCAAAUUUUUUGCUUGUGUGA
Histoplasma mississippiense is the source of this 477-nucleotide messenger RNA. RefSeq lists its product with no specific name. The record is from RefSeq and is a predicted model, not a curated record. NCBI's taxonomy places the organism in Eukaryota, Fungi, Ascomycota, Eurotiomycetes, Onygenales, Ajellomycetaceae. The transcript is spliced from 3 exons. The coding region runs from base 1 to 477 and encodes 158 amino acids.